GGAUGAUGAAAAUGGAGGUACGAACUGCCAAGCACAAACUGCCGAGUUGCAUCUACGCCGAUUCUUAGAUGCGUGGCAGAAAAGUCGAUUGACAUCAACUUCAGCAGAGCUUUUUACUGUGGAUUUGCUGACAGCUCCUGCAGACCUCGCAACGUGGCCAGAGCUACUCUGUGGAGAGUUUGAGAUCUCACCCCGAGUAGAUGAGCGAGAUGUAGAUAUCCGGGAUGUUCAUUGGUGGGAUAGAGACGCGUUUGAGCACGAACACCGCGUCGAUGCACUAGCAGUAUGGUUUGAUGUGAAGUUCGAUCAUGCCUUUGUUCCCGUUGAGUACUCCACUGGCCCUGAGGCCCCGUGGACUUGUUGGCAACAGACCAUAUUGCGG
Molecule: messenger RNA, 382 nt
Organism: Perkinsus marinus ATCC 50983
Lineage: Eukaryota; Perkinsozoa; Perkinsida; Perkinsidae
Exons: 2
Source: RefSeq, a predicted model, not a curated record